Messenger RNA from Capsella rubella, 1729 nucleotides. Its product is annotated as cytochrome P450 94C1. The record is from RefSeq and is a predicted model, not a curated record. The transcript has a single exon. The coding region runs from base 52 to 1530 and encodes 492 amino acids. Gene Ontology annotation, molecular function: monooxygenase activity; iron ion binding; heme binding. Lineage: Eukaryota; Viridiplantae; Streptophyta; Magnoliopsida; Brassicales; Brassicaceae.
ACUCAUCUCUUUCAUCUCAUCUUCUCUCUUCUCUCUUCUCUCUCUUCAACAAUGUUACUAAUCAUAUCUUUCAUCAUCGUCUUCAUCGUUACAUUCUCACUCUUUCACAUACUCUUCUUACAAAAGCUACGUUACUGCAACUGCGAGAUCUGCAAUGCUUACCUAACCUCAAGCUGGAGAAAAGACUUCGUCAACCUCAGCGAUUGGUACACUCAUCUUCUCCGGCGAUCUCCGACGUCUACGAUCAAAGUCCACGUUCUUAACAGCGUUAUCACGGCGAAUCCUUCGAACGUUGAGCAUAUACUCAAAACCCAUUUCCACAAUUACCCUAAAGGGAAACAGUUCUCCGUCAUACUCGGUGAUCUCUUAGGCCGUGGAAUCUUUAACUCCGAUGGCGACACGUGGCGGUUCCAGAGGAAACUCGCGAGUUUGGAACUCGGGAGUGUUUCCGUUAGAGUGUUCGCUCAUGAGAUUGUUAGGAACGAGAUCGAGACACGUCUUCUUCCGAUUCUGACUUCGUUUUCCGACAGCCCCGGUUCUGUUCUUGAUCUGCAAGACGUGUUUAGAAGAUUCUCGUUUGAUACGAUUAGUAAACUGUCGUUUGGGUUUGACCCGGAUUGUCUCCGGUUACCUCUACCGACAUCGGAAUUCGCCGUGGCUUUUGAUACGGCGUCGACGUUAUCGGCGAAACGAGCUUUAGCUUCGUUUCCUCUGUUAUGGAAACUCAAAAGGUUUUUUAGAAUCGGUUCCGAGAAAAAGCUUAAAGAAUCGAUCGAUGUGAUAAACCGGUUAGCUGGUGAUUUGAUCAAGCAAAGGAGAUUAACCGGUUUAGUUGGUAACAACGAUUUGAUAUCGAGAUUCAUGGCGGUUGUGGCGGAGGAUGAUGAUGAGUAUCUUCGAGACAUCGUCGUGAGCUUUCUAUUGGCUGGGAGAGAUACGGUGGCUGCCGGUUUAACCGGUUUUUUCUGGUUAUUGACACGUCAUCCGAAAGUGGAGAACCGGAUCCAGGAAGAAUUAGACCGGGUCAUGGGUACCGGUUUUGACUCAGUCACUGCCUCUUGUAAUGAAAUGAGAGAUAUGAACUAUUUGCAUGCGACGCUGUACGAGAGCAUGAGAUUGUUUCCGCCGGUUCAAUUCGACUCCAAAUUCGCUUUGAACGAUGACGUUUUGGCUGAUGGUACGUUUGUGAAAAGAGGGACUAGAGUGACGUACCAUGCUUACGCAAUGGGUCGGAUGGGCCGGAUCUGGGGCCCGGAUUGCGAAGAGUUUAAACCGGAGAGGUGGUUGGAUAACGACAGUAAAUUCCGUCCCGAAAACCCGGUUAAGUACCCGGUUUUCCAGGCCGGAGCUAGAGUUUGUGUGGGGAAAGAAAUGGCCAUCAUGGAGAUGAAAUCCAUAGCGGUAGCCAUCAUUAGGCGGUUCGAAACACGGGUCGCUUGUCCCGAGUCUACCGAUAUGCUCCGGUUUGCGCCUGGUCUAACCGCAACGGUUAGCGGUGGAUUGCCGGUUUUGAUCCAAGAAAGGACUUAGGUUCAUCCUUCAUAGAGAUCAUUAAGUCAAGAUAUAUAAAUAAUACUUUAUGAAAACAUAGAUAUAGUCUGUUUAUUAACUGACAAAUUAUUGUUAACAUGUAAAACAAAUUGUUGGCAACAUCUAUGUGUAAUUGUGUAUCAUUAUCUCUUAUUUAAUUUAUCAAAAAAAAAAAAGCCAAGUGGGUCUUAAUUUCUUG